AUGGCACAAGCUUCAAACUCGAGUGAUUCAUAUGAUGAGCAAUGUCCCUUCGUCAACCAUAACUACAACUUUAGGCCCAACAACAACUUACCGGCAUACUAUCAUCCCGGGCUCCGUAACCAUGAGAAUUUCUCUUGGGCCAACAACUGGAAUGUUUUACAACUGACCCUGGAGUCGAGUAAACCAGCAAUGGAAAAGCCUUCCUCAUCACUUGAAGAGCUUUUUAAGACGUAUAUUGUGGACUCUAAGGCUCGUCUUGAUCAACAUGACAUACGUCUCAACAACAUUGAAACUCAUUGCACCAAUUUGGGGGGCAGUAUGAUGGCACUAGAAACACAAGUUGGUCAAUUGACUAAUGCUAUUAAAAGGCAAUCACAACGGUCCUUCCCGAGCAACACUAAGAAGAACCCAAAGGAGUGCAAGGCCAUCACUUUGAGGAGUGGCAAAGAGCUUGAAGGUCCUAGUGUUCAAAAAGCCAUGGUUGAUGAGGAUCCUACCAAGAGCAAUGACAACGGUAAGGAUAAGUCAAUGGAGGAAAACCUAAAGGCCAAGAAGGAAGCGCUGGUGGUUAGACCAGGUUCAAUCACUUUUCUGGAUAAUCCACCUCGUAUCACUCCCCCAUUGCCAUUCCCUCAACGGUUCCAGAAGAAGGCGCUUGACGAGCAAUUUGAGAAAUUUCUCAAUAUCUUCAAGAGGAUCCACAUCAACAUCCCCUUCGUGGACGCUCUCGAGCAAAUGCCAAACUAUGCCAAAUUUAUGAAGGUGGUUAUGUCCAAGAAGUGCAAACUCGAGGACUAUGAGACGGUGAAGCUUACGGAACAAUGUAGCGCUAUCAUAAAGAGACAACUACCGGAGAAAUUAAAGGAUCCGGGUAGUUUUACCAUCUCAUGCAUCAUUGGAGAACUUCACAUUGAGAAGGCCUCAUGUGAUCUUAGGGCUAGCAUCAAUCUCAUGCCCAUCUCUAUCUUCCAGAAACUCAACCUUGGAGAGAUCACGCCGACCACCAUCUCACUAUAA
Messenger RNA from Morus notabilis, 1017 nucleotides. RefSeq lists its product as uncharacterized. Lineage: Eukaryota; Viridiplantae; Streptophyta; Magnoliopsida; Rosales; Moraceae. The transcript has a single exon. The record is from RefSeq and is a predicted model, not a curated record. Bases 1 to 1017 code for a protein of 338 amino acids.